This is a messenger RNA of Astyanax mexicanus (Mexican tetra), 9773 nucleotides long. RefSeq names its product platelet binding protein GspB (gene prr36a). The record is from RefSeq and is a predicted model, not a curated record. Bases 444 to 5042 code for a protein of 1532 amino acids. The transcript has 6 exons. NCBI's taxonomy places the organism in Eukaryota, Metazoa, Chordata, Actinopteri, Characiformes, Acestrorhamphidae.
AGUUUAUAAAUCGUGACAUCACCCAGCCCUGCAGAAACCUCGUUUCAGGCUCUCGGUUUGGCCCAGUCUCGGCGGCAGCUGGAAGAUGUAUUUUCAUUAAUCCGCUGCGGUUUUCUUUGCUCGCUCUGCUUCAGCUCUCUGAGCCCGACGUUUGCUGGGACCAACGGACAGAGCGCGAGGCGUACCGAGUUUCGCGGGUUUAGCGUUUAGCGGAGCCGCGAGGGACCGAGCCGAGUUAAAAACCCCGCGUUGUCUUCCAGCUCGCCGGUUGGGGUUUUGUCUGGUGUUGGGAGGAGAGAGAAAACGCCAGAAGACCGGAGGAAAGGAGCGUGUUUAUCCGACGAUAAAUUGGCCCAUCAUCCCACCCUGGCUUUAGUGCAUAUAGCACUUAAUCCAGUGAGCAUCUACCACAACCUACAAAAACUCGCCAGGCAGCGGUGGACAUGAAACCUGAUGGGGUUUCCACAACGCCGCCAGAGCCAACGGAAGCCCUUGGUGCAUCUGCGGUAGCUGAGGAUGUAGCCGGUGAAGAGCAACCCCAAGAGGAGCAGAAUCAAUCACCUCCACAGCCUGAGGAGCUGGAAAAUGUACAAAAAGUAGCAGACUCUACAGCGCCCCCUCCUGAAAAGGAGGCAAAUGGCAAGACAUCAGGCCCUAAAAAUGGGACCAAAGCCCCAGUCAAAACCAAGUUUGGUACAACAGCACCAAAAACGUCGAGUGCAGUCUCGCGACCGGCUCCAGCUCAGAGUCGAGUAGCCAACGGCGUCUCGAGGCCUGCCACAAACGGUGCAGCCAAGAAACCUGCAAAUGCACCUGUAGCAGCAGGCGUGAAGAAACCCACCUCCACAGGAGCAGCUGCCCAAGUGAAAAAAGGCCCUACUGCUGCCACUGCAGCUCCGAGGACCCAGACUAAGGUAGCCGAAAGAAAGCCUGUUGGUACUGCCAGACCAGCAGUGGCCUCCACAAGCAGUGGCACGAAACCAGUAGCGGCAAAUGCAGCAACAGCACUGAACAAAAGGCCUGCUGCAGCAGCCAAUAAUGCUGCACCCAAGCCCAAGACCACAGCACCAAGGCCAGCAACUGCACCUGCUUCCAAACCAGCUGUUUCAGCUGCUUCCAAAGCGGCCCCUGUUCCCAAGACCAGGCCUACCACAGCAGCUGCCUCUCAUACAACCACUUCCACAGCCUCAGUAAGACCAACCACCACCACUACAAAACCUUCAGCCUCCAGAACUGCCUCAGCCCCCUCUACUGCACGUUCUGCAUCAUUGCAGUCCUCUAAGACCACAACUACAACUGUGGCUGCAGCCAAAAAAGAUGCUGGGCAAACUUCCACCAAGGCACCGGUCAGAAAACCGAUGGCCACCAAGACUACAACCAGUGCCCCAUCUGCUUCUGCAAAGCCUUCAAAAUCUGAACCCCCAAAACCAGCUACAGCUGCCAAACGUCCACCCGUAGAUACCAAAACAACUCGACCAAAAACGGAUGACAGUAAGCCUGUACCGACACGAAAGGUCCCUCCAAGUCCCAGAAACAAGUUGGCUUCAGCUUCCAACAUCAAGCAAGCAGGUAGUAGUACUCCAGUUGCUGUGAAGCGGCAAGCAACCAAACCGACACAGUCCGUCUCACCUAUGGUCAUCAAGGGAAAGCCUUCAGAAAAAGAACAAGCAAAAGACCCUGUGGAACCAUCAGCUGCUGUGGCCACUGUCUCUCCAACGACAGACGUACCUGCUGCAGCAUCCAUUCCUGGAGUGGACACUAAUUCUGCAUUACAGGUAGAAGAACAGCUCAAUCAAGAGACCAGUGUCCCUGUGGAAGUUCAGAACAAUGAAGUUGCUCAAGUGCCUUCCUCAGAACCUUCAGACAUGGAGAAUGUUCCUGUCAUGGAGCCAGUAAACGUUGAGUCAUUAGCUGUAGAACUAGAAGCUGAAGCUCCUAUUGAAGAGUCUGGACCUCCAUCAGUCCCAGUUGAACAUGAAUCAAACGAUUACAUUUUAGUUGAGACUCCAGCACUGCAAGAAGGGACACUGCAAGAACCUAUACCUAUUCCACCAUUAGAAGUCUCGGUUGCUGCCGCAGUGAUCCCUAAAACUGUGGAGGCAGUUGAGAAAGCAGAGCAGAUACUCCACAAUGAUGCAGAAGAAGAGGAAGAAGAGAGGGAGGGCAGUCAGCAGGUAUCCAUUUCUGACAUGAGUGGUACACAGCCUACUGAGGAAUCCCGACCUGGUUCCGCUGGUCUGGCUGGCUCAGUAUGGCGGGCAGGAGGUCUGCUCUCAGAACUUGACUCUGAGGAUGUAAGUUGCAGCCAACAGGGCGCAUCAGAGCUUAGUGCUCCCGGUGUCCUUGAAGGCACUGAAAGUAUGGAUGAUCUGGGGGAGGCUAGCCUGAAAGGUGCUGAUGGUGAGGGUGCAUCUGCUGGAUCUCCAGACUUUGAGAAAGUCCCGGACAUUCCUGUGAACGAAGAUGCUAAUGAAGAUGAGGAAGAUGAUGACGACGACCGUGUCUGUGAUAUGGAUGUAGGGUCUGAAAGAGCAGAAGACUCUCACAGGCAGUGUCACGACAAUGAGGACGAGGAGGAGGAUGAAGAUGUGGAAAUGGCCAGUGAGGGCAUUACUGAGAGUGGGCUUGAAAGUUAUGGAAAUGCAGAUGAAGACGACUUUGCAGAAGACUACAGAUUGGACAACUUAAACCGGAUGCAGCCUCAUCCCAUUGUUCCUUCUGCACCUCCUGCAGCGCAGUGGGACCAGACAAAUCCCUUUGCUGAUCCUUGGGUCCAGCCAAGACAACAAGACUCCACUUUUCCCUCCAGUCCUUCUUCAAGCCCCAGGCAAGCAAACUUAGAAACCCUAGCCCAAGCUUCUCAUCAAGCUUGGCUGGAUCUUGAACAUGCCAAAGGAGGCCCUACAAGUCAUGUCCAACCUCUGAUUGAGCCUGUUCCAAGCUCACCUCAACUUGCACCAGUGCCUUCUGCAGAGAAAGAUGCUAGCUUCAGUACAGACUUGGGCUCUCGGACCCAAGGGAUGUCCGGGCCGAAUGCCGCAAGUGGCCUAGAACAAGAUGCACACAGCUGCAGUGACACAAGCACUCCUGAGGAGCAAAAAGAAUACAAUAUAAUCUCUGGAGUGGAUAACCUCCAGCAGCAGGUAGCAGCACCGGCCAGUUCUGUUCCUGCUGUUCUUCCAGACAUCAUGCAAGAUCUGGGCAUCCAACUUGAGCAUGGUGAUGAGGAGGAAGAACCUGAGACUUUGCCUGCUGACGAUAUCUUGGGUGGACCUGCAACUGCACCAACAUCUGUGCCAUCGUCCCCCUCUUCAGCCACAGAGGAUGAGGCUAGCGACACGGAAGGCGAGAUGCAGAUCAGUGAGCCCAGUAUGGAACCUGUUGCCACUGGUAAUGAAUGCUUUGGCAGUGCGCAAGUUGCCCACAGUUUGUCUACCCUGGAGGAGCGUGAGGAAGCCAGCGCAGAGGCAGAAGGAGGUGGUGGUGGUGACACUCCUCAGUCUGCCACCUCAGCUGCAUCCUAUGGCUUUGACUGCACCACUACAUCCAACUCCAAUGCCCAGUCUACCACAGAGAGUUGCGCCAAAAGCCCGGGUAUCUUCUCCCUAGAGAAUGAAGACCAGCUUCCAGAUGAAGCCAAAGAUCCAUUGUUGAUCAAGGAGCUGAUUCUCACGCCAGCCUGCGCUCCUGGAGAUGUCGACAAGCUUCACGCUGAGCAGCAAGAAAUUGCACCGCCUAACUUGGAGCAACAGUACAUGCACUGUGUGAAGGCCAAUGAGGAACUGCCAGGACCUUGCUCACCAAGUGGCACUGAGCCCACUGAGGGAGGCUUGGUUAACCCUUCCUCACAGCACCAAGACGGCGACUGGGAUCUUGACGCUCAACAUCCCUACUACUCCACUAUAUGUGAAAAGACUGAUGGCUCCUUGGCAGGAAUAAACGUUCAUUCCCUCCAUCAACCACACGAAGUCCUCACCAUCCACAUGACCAUGUCGCCCAAACGCCGUCCCAGAGCUCCUGUGGAUCAUGUCACCAACCCACCACGUCUGCCUACUGACCUUCCUCCAAGAAUACCAAGUAUGGGACCCAAUGCCCAGCUCCAACGGCUGGAGCGUCACCAGCAGCAGCUCAGGCAGAUUGAACAGCGUCGUGAACAACAGAACCAGUGGUCUGAGAGUCGAGAGCAACAAAGAGAAAGGGAGCAGAACGGAGAUGACCAUAAAUGUGAUGAAGAUGAAAAUGAAGAGAGAGCAAGGAAACAGGCAGAAGAAAAACUUGAAGAAAAGAAGAAGAGGGAGGUGAAAGAGAAGGAGUUGGAGGACCAGAGGAGGGACUUGCUUCAGCUCCAGAUUCAGCAGCAGCAGCAGGAACUGAAGCAGAGGCAGCAGAUCAUGCAAUGGCAGCAAGAGCUGGAACAACAAAACAAGAUAAGCAACCAAAAUAAGCAAAGUAAGACUGUGACAAAUGUUCUCCUUUCCCCUUCUGGGCUUUGCACUAUCUAUGAAGCACUGGAGACCAGCGAUGCUGAAGAUGACGUCAAAGAUGAAAAUGAAGAAAAUGAAAUGACAGAAAAAAAGACUGGAUGUGAAGAGUCCCGACAGUUAUGUAGCAAGCCCGAGAGAGACCGUAGUCCUUCAAAAGACAAUACCGCCUUUUCCCAAGCACAAAGCACAUGUUCUCCAGAACUCAUCCAGGACCAAGAAGUGGGGCUGACUGACCCUGCUGCUCCAGACAGCCCUCUUACUUGUUCUGAACAGCUCUCUCCUGUGGAGCUGGACUGGGGCAAGAAAGUGGACAUUGUCCAGCAGCUCAUAAACCAGACAUUGCUACUGGCUGGAGACAGCUGCUCCCCACUGUAUCUUCUGCCUGGUGGGUCAGCUGGGACACUGAGUCCCCUGGAGACCAGCCUAUGGCCCAACCUCUUGCCCUCACUUGCUCAACCUUCUGCCACGGUCACUUCUGUGAGCAGCUUCUCACCCGAGGCUUCUGGCAGCUCUCCUCAAGGGGAAUGGACAGUAGUUGAGCUGGAGACUCACCAUUAGGGUUUGCUUUUAGCAGGAAGGACAGAAAAGGUGAUGCUGAGCGAUUCUGGAGAUGGUUGGUCUGGGUAGUCUUCUCCAACAACUUUAUUUUGAAAUUCAGAUUUUGUUGAUUUGUUUGAGCAGUGGUCUCCAGGGCUCCUUCUGGAAGGCAAGCUUCCUGCUCGUUUUAACUUCAUCCAACCCAAAUUGAACACAACACAUUCAGCCAAUAAAGAACUCCUUAAGGAGGACUCUGGGUGGUCUAGCAGACAAUUCAGGAUCUUGGAUGCUAUUAUCCAAGAAUCUCUGGUUUGAAUGCUGCUUGCUUUGCUAUCUGGAGCCUUAAAGAGCACAAGAUUGACCUUGCUGUUUCUGGGUGGGUUCAUGGCGCUCUCUCCCCUAUUACUCCUAAUGUAAGGUCUGGCAGCACAGGUGUCUGUCAGCUGAUUUAUUGUGCCUGAGUUGCUGUGCUUUCCUCAAUGUACUUGGCUACCCAGUGACUUAUCAUCAGCGGCACCUGUAAAAGGUGGUGGCUGACUUCAUGUAUCAGAAGAGGCAUGUGCUUGUCUUCACCCUCCUUGUGACAGGAAAGGGCAAAGGAAUGGGUGUUGUGGUAAUUGGCCUUACAAAGUGGGGAGAGAAGGGAUAAAAUUAGAUACAAUUAUUUGAAAAAAAAAAAAUUCUAAAGCUAAUAUGACUUGGAUAAUGUGGGAUAGAUUUGGGUUGGGUGCAAAGUCUGCAGGACGCUAGCUCUCCUGCAGGAUCAGGGUUGAAGACCACUGGGGUAGACGGUUUGAAUAAAGUUCUUAAGUGUCUCAAGGCAUGCUUACUACUACGUUUUAAGGAUGGUUAAGACUCUUUGUCUGAGGUAAAAUCUGUCCAAUGUUUCUUUUAUUUCGCUUUUUUUUUCUUUUCCCUGACUUGUGCCAAGUCCGUUUAUCUGACAACCACUUCUACAGUCUCGUUUACAGUGAUUCAUGCUAUAAUUCCCUUUUGUAGAGACCCUCAUCACCCCCUCUUUCUAUCAGUUAUCACAUUUAAGUGCUACUGGACACCAAGCAAUUUACUGCACCUGACUCCCUGUCUCCAAUACACUGUACAUUAUAGUGAGUCAUACAAAAGCCAGUACACUUCCUCAGCUCUGCCAGAUGGCUUAGCCAUUUCACACCAUCCCUCAGAGCCAAAAGGCUAUUUGCUUAAUCAGGUGUAUUGAACGUCUGGCAAUGUUUCAUUUGGCAUAUUUAUAUUUCACUUGCUGCUUAAAGUGGGGAAGUUAGAUCAGCAAAUGGUUCUAUGCUGAAAUAAACCAUAUGUUAAAAUGUUUGUGGACACUAGGGGUGGGCAAUAUGGCCCUAAAAUUAUAUCACAAUAUUUAAUGGUAUUUUUGCGAUAAGACAAAACACUGAAUAAAAAAUAUAUAUUUCCAGAAUAUACUACUGCAACAAAAUUUUAAAUAAAAUUGUAGUAUUGCAUACAAUAUGAUAUGGCACACCUCUAACUGAGAUGUAAAAAAAUACAAGAAUUUUCAUCAGAUUGUAACAAGUCAACGAUCCAGAAUGUUAUGAUACUAAUAAUACACUAUCUCAAUAUCUCCAUAUAUCCAGGAUUAAAGUAAAAUGAAUGAUAAUGCACAGAUAUAAUCUGUCUCUAGUAGAUAUAUCAUGGGUAAUAAGUGAAGUGUGAAUUUUUCUUUUUCUAAAAACAGUAAAGAAAAAUAAAAUAAAAGUAGUAACCUGAUGUGAUGAUUAUGGGUGGGUGAUAUGGCAUGAUAUUUUGGGGUAUAAUAUCAUUCACAAUAUUAAAAAAUGUUGGCGAUAUUAUUGCGUACGAUACAAUAUGGAACACCCCUAGUGGACACUCCUUCAAGUGAAUGCAUUCAGCUACCUUAAAUUUCGCCAUUUGCUGGCUAUUUCAUGUAUGACAAAUAGUAUAGAAUCCUCUGGAGCAGAUACCCAAUAACCUAUUGGCACAAUGCUUAAUGCAAGGUGUAAUUUAAAGGCAUGAAGCUCCAACAUCGAGCUGUGGAGCAGAAGGAAUGACACUCACCAAUCCAGUACUUUUUUGAUGAGUGGGGGAGUUGGGGAUGAAGGGGUGAGUGAGCAGGUCCUAAUACAUUUGCCCAUUUUGAUAUUGGACCUCAUUUUACAGUGUGUAGAUGGAGAAGUUUUUUUUUGUGUGUGUUCUGUGGGGUUUUCAAAACACCUUAAGAUUAUGGUCUCGCUUUCAUGUUUUCUGUUGACCAAUGUUUUUUGUUCUCUUCUGAGAUUUUUCUCACUUUUUUAAACUUAAGCACUGCAACUCUCAUUUGUCAUUGAUGUUAACUGCAAUUAGGAUUAGCUUAAAAUGAGCUUGAAGCUAAAUAUAUGAAGGAAGGAAUGAUCUGAAAUGUUUUAGACUCAAGGUUAUCUACUGUAUACUGGCAUUAUUUGUACUGUAGCAAUAUGUUAGACAUGAUGUAGCAUAUUAAAACAUACAGAGGGAGUAUGUAUAAUUUUGAUUUAUUUUUAAGACUUGUUUACCUUUUCCUGCUUUAAUAGUUUUUUUUUUAUGGUGAGCCCAGUCUAGGUAGGACAGUUGUUUUUUCCCCCCCCCCUCAGUUCUGGUCCUAGAGGAAUCCUGCACAUUUAGGGUUGCUCUGUACUAUGCCUAAGCUUGAGUGUCCUUCCUCUUCUAGCCUGCACUCUAAGUUUGCUUAUACAGCUCAGGGAAAAAAAUAGAGACCAAUUCAGUUUCUAAAUUGCUUUCAAAUUCCAAAUAAAAAUGCAGAAAAUGAGAAAUGGUUGAAAUAACAAAAAAGACCUCAAAUAAUGCAAAGAAGAAAAGUUUUAAGAGUUCAGAAAUCAAUAUUUGGUGGAAUAACCCUGGUUUUUAAUCACAGCUUUCAUGCAUCUUGGUGUUUUCUCCUCCACCUGUCUUUUGUUCUCUUAUUUUUUCCAGAUAUGUAUUUCCAGACCUGAGCACCCUCACAACAUUGUACUAUUUUAUAAUUCUAAAUAAUGGUAUAUUUAAUAUUUGAUGAUAAAAUGUGUUUUAACAGGCCCCUGUUCAAAAUGCAUGUAACUCCAUUAGAAAAAUACCGUUGAUACUUGUGACUUAAUAUUUUUGGUUUCAUUUUAUUAAUAAUGAUCAGAUGAAUACUGCUUCCACUUCUACUAAUUAGCCCUUAAUAAUCCCUUAUGCAACUGUUUGUAUUUGCAAAGUUCUGUAGUGUGCAUUUAGCUGAAGCUUUUUUUCUUUAAUACUGGAAUACUCUCUUUCAUGUUUUAUUGUUUAAAUUUUAAUUUUCCUCCUUUUACAUGCUUAUCCUGUGGCUUUCUCAUAGAUUUUAUUCUGUUAAAUGCGCUGCGUUAAUAAUCACUUUUAGUGCGUGCUCUGCUUUAACACACCUCUGCAUAUAUAUAUAUAAUAUUGGGCAGGGUACCACAAAGACCAGAGGGAGAAAUGCUGAAUUGGAAUCCAAAACAAUUAUCAUAUUAAUACUUAUUUAAGAAAAAAAGGAAACUAAACAUUAAUUUAUUGAAAUGAAUGAUCAGCGAAACUGUAGCUUACACUGCAAAAAAUAUAGAAGUAAGUAAAUACUUGGUGCUCUCCAUAUAUUUUUUGGGUGAUUGCUAUCACUGUGGUAAUGGCUAUUUCUUCAUAAGCACAACUAAGUGCCACCAUAUAUUUUCCAUUUUCAUAACCAUGAAAAGGCUGUUCAUAUGCACUGAUAUCAAGCUAAAUUAGUAGACAGCACUGCCACGAAAAGCCAUAUCGUAUCUUUUGUUGUGCCUCAUAAAGUUCCUGAAAGCAGGACUGCAAUUUCUUUUUCUUUUUUUUCCUUUUUUUUGCUUGUUUGAAUGAGUUCUGCCAUCAGAUGAACACUGUCUCACACUGUGACUGACAUGAAAUCUACAUGUCAAAUCCCUUUAUUAUAAAAAUAUCUUGUCUUGUGGUUAUUUGUAUCAUACUUUGAUAUAUAUCUGUAUAUAUUGUGGAUUUUUGUUUUCAUGUUUUUGAAAUGUACAUUUACGAUGCUGUAGAUGGGCACAACUGCACAAAAAAAUGUGAUCUCUAGCUCCAUCAGUGUUAUGUGCUGUGUGAAGGUACUGUAUGUAUUUGAAAUUUUUAUUGUUUUAAAAUGAACCAUAUAUAGGUAUUUAAAUACGUAGAGUUGGGUAAGAAUAUGGUAAGACUGGUUCGUCCUGUUUUAUCCAUAUUUAUAGGAAGAUUAAAUGGGCCAUAAAUGGUGUGUAGAUGCACAUAAGUAGAUUAUUUAAUUUGAAGUGUGUAUAGUUGUUUAUUUUAAGGCAUUCUAGAUGUUUUAGAUAUUUGCUUUUAGUUUUCUUUAAUUGACUUUUUUUUUUUUUAAGUCAUUGUACACUGCAAUCAGGGAAUUGAACAUUUCCAGGUUUCUUCAGACCAACACUGUUAGAUCUCUAUCGAUUGUCUAUUUUUUUUGGAUAGUUAUAUAUACAUAUACAUUUCAGAAUAUUACACUAAAAGCAAAGCUGGUAAAACUGCCUUUUAUCUUUUUACCACACAUUAAAUCUGUGAUCAAACUAAUUCUGCACAACAAAAGGAAGUGUAGUUUAUCUCCAACAUGUAUGUGUGUAUUUUUGUAAUUUAUUUUAAAAUGAAGGGAGGUAUUAUUUUUGUAUUUGGUUCCAUUUGUAAAAGUGGGCAUCGAUCCAUGGCAGCUCAUUUUAAUCAGAAGUUUUUCAGAAUUUGUAAGAGGGAUGAUGUUUUUUGUUUCAAAUAUGAAAUAAAUGG